Biomphalaria glabrata is the source of this 1040-nucleotide messenger RNA. Its product is annotated as very low-density lipoprotein receptor-like. Bases 60 to 974 code for a protein of 304 amino acids. Gene Ontology annotation, molecular function: protein binding. Gene Ontology annotation, cellular component: plasma membrane. The record is from RefSeq and is a predicted model, not a curated record. The transcript has 8 exons. NCBI's taxonomy places the organism in Eukaryota, Metazoa, Mollusca, Gastropoda, Planorbidae.
UAAUUGACUAUCAAUGUUCCCCUUCUCUUAACGUAGACAGAAACUAGUGAGACUUCAACAUGUCGACCAUUAAAAUUUGCUUGGCGGUUGCUGUGGUCAUCGCGUUGGCCAACGCAGUUCAAAUUUCUAAAGACUCACGCAAGAAAGUACAAAAACUGAGCAAAGCUCUAACAGUUUCAGAUGGCCACAAGAAAUCACCACUAGCCGGUCUUAGUAAGAAAAGUAAUUACUACAGGAGACAAGCUCAAGGGUCAUGUCACACUGAAGAGUUCCAGUGCCACGAUGGGGCGUGCAUCCCAGGGAUCUGGCAAUGUGACUCUGCCCAUGACUGCAUUGACCACUCGGAUGAAUUCAAUUGUGUGGCCGACUGUUCCGGUGAACACCAGUUUCAUUGUCACAACGGCAACUGUGUGCCUAGCUCGUUUUACUGUGACGGCGACAACGAUUGUGGAGAUUUGUCUGAUGAGCAGGAUUGUCAUCUGGUUCCUUGCACAGACACUGAAGUAAGAUGUGAUAACCAUAUCUGUAUUGAAGCCUCGUCCGUCUGUGAUGGGUUUGAUAACUGUAGGAGUGGUUGGGAUGAGUUCAACUGCACGUGCACCAAUGAACAGUUUCAAUGUGACGACCUCUCCAAAUGUGUCUAUCACUUUUCAAGGUGUGACGGAUCCAAAGACUGCAAAGACGGAAGUGACGAAAUAAAUUGUGUGUGUGACCCUGACGAUCAGUUUCAGUGCACCAGUGGCAGAUGUAUCCCCAUCACUUGGCACUGUGACCGUGACAACGACUGCGGUGACAUGUCAGAUGAACUCGGAUGUCCUACCCUUCACCCUGAUGUCUGCGCCAACGUCCUUUCUGUCAUGUCCUGCGCCCUGAUGAACGAGACUGCACGCCCCAUGUGCAGUAACUACCAUGACGCCCACAAGUACUGCAGACAGUUCUGUAACGUAUGCAACGACCCCGUCAUUUUAGGUUAAAAUUUUUGUGAAUAUCACAAACACAGUCUGAGGAAAGAAAAAUCAAUAAACAAGAUGUUUAGUUUA